This is a messenger RNA of Penicillium oxalicum, 1866 nucleotides long. RefSeq lists its product as uncharacterized. NCBI's taxonomy places the organism in Eukaryota, Fungi, Ascomycota, Eurotiomycetes, Eurotiales, Aspergillaceae. Gene Ontology annotation, biological process: protein localization to mitotic spindle pole body; microtubule anchoring at mitotic spindle pole body; mitotic sister chromatid segregation. Gene Ontology annotation, cellular component: microtubule organizing center; mitotic spindle; MWP complex. Gene Ontology annotation, molecular function: protein binding. The transcript has 7 exons. The record is from RefSeq and is a predicted model, not a curated record. The coding region runs from base 1 to 1866 and encodes 621 amino acids.
AUGGAUGCUUCCACAGGACCUGGAGUGGCACUGACGUUGAAUUUGUCUCUGGACGGGCUCUAUGCUGCGCAAAUUAGUGGGAAGGACUUGGUCGUUUACAGCAAUCCGAGUUCAGAAAGUAGAAACGUGCAAGUUUCCCGGCUAAAAGAAAAUGGCGCCAAAUAUGUCAAAUUCAGCCCAAUCUACACAUCAUCGCAGGGUACUUUGGAUGAGGAGAGUCGAUUUCUGCUCACUGCCAAUGAUACUCGCGUGACGGUAUGGCAGCUAAAUCCUUUGCAAGUUUUUGGCGAGAUUGAGCAUCUCGAGCCAGGAGCAUUGGGCAUUGAUUUUGGGAAGGAUGGCCGCGAGGUUCUCAUCUUCCAUGCGUGGAACACAAAAUUGACUGUUCACUCUUUGGAGAAUGGUCGCAGCUCGGUGAUCAAAACGCCCAAGUCUGCCAGUCAACAUGGACUUGCCUACCGGCCGGUGACGGGGCACUUUGCCAUACUGCUGAAGCCUGACAUGUCUGAUCUGUUGACUAUUCACGACCCCAAGUCCUACGAAUUGCUGGGACGCACCAUCCUCCCUACUGUUGAUGCCCAGGGAUUGAAAUGGAGUCCCGAUGGAAAAUGGCUUGCGGUCUGGGAUGUUGCCAGUGGAGGCACAAAAGUCCUUAUUCUUACUGCGGAUGGACAGCUAUACAGAACGUACCAAGGAUCCUCGAGUGACGAUGACCCUUUCGAUCUUGGGGUGAAGCACAUUGAGUGGGCGCCGCCAGGGGGCGCCGAGGGAGUGUCGAAGUAUCUAGCGGUGGGUAAAGUCAACGGCAACAUUGACAUCUUGGGCACACGAACGUUUUCAUCGUCGAUUUCACUGUCCCAUGUUUUUCCCGCCGAAACGGACGCGCCGAGCUUCUGGCGAGAGCGUUUCACUAGUGCCAUGGGUGACGCAGAUUAUGCAGAGACUUCGAGCUCAUCCGCCGCCAACAUGAGCCCCGAGUCACCAUCCUCGCUCCGUGGCGUUGCAAUCAUGUCAUUCAGCUCAGAUGGACACCAUCUGGCGACUGUCGAUGCUACGCGGUCAAAUGUCGUCUGGAUUUGGUUCGUUGACGAAAGUCCACAGCUAGUUUCAGUCCUCGUACAUGAACAGCCCGUGAGACAGCUCGCCUGGCACCCGUCCACGCCGCAGCUACUGAUCAACACUAUCACCACGUCACUGCCCACAAUCCGGUGGUGGUCACCCAACACGCGACCUGUGAUUGCUCGAGUACCUACCCAGAGGAGCGAAUCGGGCAAGUACGAUGUGAAGUGGCUCGCCGAAUCCCAGCCCGACUCGGCCUUCUGGGUUGGCUCUACAGAGGAAUACGUGAGUGACGCCAAGUCACGUGAGAUUAUCAUCUCGCCUGGGGCCACAGUCCGGGCAAUCGAAAAUCUUGCCCGCGUCACGCCCCACGGCCACUUUCGUAUCUCAUCAGCAGGUCGGUCGGCUCCUCUUCUCUUCGAACCAUCCACACCAACAGCAAAAAUGGCGCCCUCAGCAACCGGUGGCAAGAAGCAGAAGAAGAAGUGGUCCAAGGGCAAGGUCAAGGACAAGGCUCAGCACGCCGUUGUCUUCGAGAAGUCCACCCUUGAGAAGCUCAACAAGGAUGUUCAGACCUACCGUCUGAUCACCGUUGCCACCCUCGUCGAUCGCCUGAAGAUCAACGGCUCCCUUGCCCGCAAGGCUCUUGCCGACCUCGAGGAGCAGGGUCAGAUCAAGAAGGUUGUCAGCCACUCCAAGCUGAACAUCUACAGUACGUUUUCUCCCACCCUCCCAUCGGAUAUCAAAAAUUCUAUCGUGGGUACUAACGAUUUUGCCAUCUUAGCCCGUGCCGUCACCGCCGAGUAA